UGUUUUUGUAGUAGUACACUUGGAGACUGUUGUAGAGACGUGGUUGAAGUUAAGGGAGUUGAGCAACUUUGCUCAGCACCGAAAGAGUUAACUGUAGUUAACGGCACCUCUGACGAACCCUUUUAACGAGCAAGUGCGGGCAUCGGGACAAGUUUGCCUUUGAGUCUGACUUGCUUAAAAUGAGCAGCUUUUACUUUUUGUGCAAUCGGGAUAACACUUCGCAGCGGAGAAAUAUCUUUUAGAAGAGAGAGUCCCGACGAAGACGUCGCUUCUUGGAUUCGCCGAGGAAGUGCUGAGGCGCGCGCUAGGCUGGGCAACUUUUCCCGCGGGAUGUCAGAAGCUGACGAGCAGAAGAUCCAUCACCCGAAAAGUUCUCAUGCCCCUUCAGGUGGGAGCGCUGCGAUUUUGGAGCAUCCCGCAGCCAAUGAGAACGGAGGGCUGCGUUGCGCCGACAGGGGGCGCUGCGCCAGCGGGCAACAAGCGGACGACGGCGGCGGAGGCACGGCCGCGGAAAGCGCGUGGAACAGGCAGGAGGUGUGUCCGGGCUUGGCGGUCGGGAACGCGCACCCCAAGUUCCCCGCCGUCAGUAAGCCCCGGCGCGAGCCAGAGGCGGACGCCGCCGGCGAGGGCGCGCUCGUCGCUCACGGCAACAGCGGCGACGGCCCCAGCGAGGAGACGCUGAGCCAGGUGCAGGGGGAGAGCGGCGGGCGCUUGGCGCGGACGAGCGCGGGCUCCUCCGGGGGUCGCCAGCAGCACGCGGGCGACGCGCGCCUCGGCAAGAAGAGACACCGGCGGCGGCCGUCCAAGAAGAAGCGCCGCUGGAAGCCCUACUUCAAGCUGUCCUGGGAGGAGAAGAAGGAGCUGGACGAGCGCGAGACGGCGCGCGCGGCGCGCGUGCGAGCCGAGAUGUUCGCCAAGGGCCUCCCGGUGGCCCCCUACAACACCACGCAGUUCCUGAUGGAGGAGCACGACCGCGAGGAGCCCGACCUUAACACGGAGCUCGCGUGCCGCCGCUUCCUGGGCGCCUCGCGCUCCGAGGAUACGGCCAGCGAGGAGGACGGUUUCGAGCCCGAGGAGGACGACGAGGACGGCAGCGGCGGCGGCAGCGACGGCAUCGGCCGCGCGGGCGGCGAGUUCCUGCAGCGGGACUUCUCCGAGACCUACGAGCGCUACCACGUGGAGAGCCUGCAGAACAUGACCAAGCAGGAGCUCGUGCGCGAGUACCUGGAGCUCGAGAAGUGCAUGUCGCGCCUGGAGGAGGAGAACAACCGGCUGCGGCACAGCAGGAGCGCCGCGGACGGGGACGGGGACGCGGGCGCGGGCACUGGGGGCGCGUGCCGGCUCCGCGAGCUGGAGAGCGAACUGGAACGGCUGCGGGCGCAGAACGACGAGCUGCGCGCGCAGAACCAGCAGUGGAAGGAGCGCGAGCGCGGGCGCGUCGGGUCUGGCGAGCACGAAUAGGGGCGGGGGGGGGAGGAGUGGGGGUUGGGCAACUUUUGGAUUUAAACUUGUAUUUAAAACAGCAACAAACAAAGGUGGCGAGUUUUCUAUAAGCGGUUUCAUACGGCCUUGGACUAUCCGAACUGCACCGCAACACUCGUUACAACACCAGAUUCUUUCUCAUUUUUUUUUUUUUUUUUUACAGGACAACUUCCUUCAGGUCUCAUUGAAAUUGUGCGAGUAUACAAAUGACACACUUUAUUUUUUAUUUUUAAAAACAUUACAACUGGGGAUGAAAGUGGUGUUCUGUCAAUGUUUCCUUGUUAAAGACUAAUGUGUAGAAUGUACUCGAGUCCCCGAGUCGUUGCAUUAUGACUCCCUGUAAUUUAACUUUUUUUGUGGAAGACUCGUCUUAGACGUUCAGAAAAAUGUUAUUACAUUUGUAAAUACAGAAAUACAAAUGCAAAACCUA
Messenger RNA from Scleropages formosus (Asian bonytongue), 1912 nucleotides. It is a transcript of the gene hexim1, whose product is annotated as HEXIM P-TEFb complex subunit 1. The record is from RefSeq and is a predicted model, not a curated record. Gene Ontology annotation, biological process: negative regulation of transcription by RNA polymerase II; negative regulation of cyclin-dependent protein serine/threonine kinase activity. The transcript has a single exon. NCBI's taxonomy places the organism in Eukaryota, Metazoa, Chordata, Actinopteri, Osteoglossiformes, Osteoglossidae. The coding region runs from base 331 to 1461 and encodes 376 amino acids. Gene Ontology annotation, cellular component: cytoplasm; nucleus; nucleoplasm. Gene Ontology annotation, molecular function: 7SK snRNA binding; cyclin-dependent protein serine/threonine kinase inhibitor activity.